GGUAGACUAGAGACGUAUUACAAGCUGACCGUAUUUCUCAUGUCGAUCGUAGGACUCUGGCCGUACCAGAAUGCGAAUCUUCGUCGACUGCAGAUUGCCUUUGUCUGUAUCUUCUUCUACUAUUUCAUAAUCGCCCAGUUGUUGGCUUUCAAGACAAAAGAGUUCUCGUUGUCUCUUCUAUUAAAAAAUCUACCGCCUAUAUUAAUGUGCGCGUGCGCCGUCGUAAAGUUUAACACGUUUUGGUAUCAUGCCAAUACAAUUAAGGAACUUAUGGAAGAAAUAAGAUACGAUUGGAGCACCAAACGCGCGGAGAUAUUCCAGAUCAUUCAGAAUCGAGCCGGAUCGGCAAAGCAUUAUGCAACGAUGUACGCGUCAUUUAUCUAUCCGUCAGCGUGUAUCGUGACGAUAUGUCACCUCGCAUCCUUCAUUCUAAACACGAAGGCAGCAGAGAACGGUACUCGAAUAAACUAUUUCCCGAUAAUGACAGAAUAUUUAAUCGACCAAGAUAAAUACCUUUACCUAAUCGUGUUGCAUCAGAAUUUAUCAUUGUUCAUAUGUGCGUCCAUAUUCGUGGCCACGGAGACGUUGUUCAUCAUGUGGAUGCAUCACGCCGCCAGCUUAUUCGAAGUCGCUAGUUACCAUAUCGAAGAAGCGGUCACCUAUGGAUCUGCUUUGCCAACCAUUUCCCAAGAUCAUACGGAUAAUACCAGUAAGAUGUGUUUGAGAGAUGCGGUACUCGCUCAUGAAAAGGCGUCAAAGUUUGUCCGUGAGAUGAACAUGAGAUUAGAUGCCUCGUAUACUUUUAUCCUUGUAUUUGGUACCAUCUCCUUAAGCGUUAAUUUCUUUCGCCUAUCCCGAGCAAUAUGCUUGACACACGAUUUAGAGGAAUUAGCUAUAUCUCUGCUGUUUUCCAUUACCGAGCUGGGUUACAUGUUCUAUUUGAACUACGUGGUACAGCUAAUGCUGGAUUACGCGAACAGACUCGUCACGGUAAUAUACAAUACGAAUUGGUACCGUACGUCGAUAUAUAUACAAAAAUUGUUACUGAUCAUCAUGAUAAAGUGCACCGAACCAGUUUCUUACCCAAUCUUUGGGUUCUAUUUUGCAUCGAUCGAAGGUUUCGCAACGCUUGUAAGGAAUACCAUGUCUUAUUUUAUGAUGAUGACGUCCAUCGAGGUUUAGCGCAAAUUUUAAGUAAGGAAGAGAGGAAAAAGUGACCAAGCUCGACCCAGGUACAAAACUCCACUUUUCUCGGAAUCUUUUAUCAUCGUAUCGAAGCCUUUGACGUGGAUUUUUGUUUAGACUAUUUUCAACUAUUUAAAUCACCAUUAAUUGGUGUAAAAUUACUUCGACUGAAGAGUAAAGAUCCACGAUGGGUAAAAACGUUCAAUUUUUCAUUGUUAUGAAUAAAGUCACUGUGUCAUAA
Hylaeus anthracinus is the source of this 1426-nucleotide messenger RNA. RefSeq lists its product as uncharacterized. Gene Ontology annotation, molecular function: odorant binding; olfactory receptor activity. Gene Ontology annotation, cellular component: plasma membrane. The transcript is spliced from 10 exons. The record is from RefSeq and is a predicted model, not a curated record. Lineage: Eukaryota; Metazoa; Arthropoda; Insecta; Hymenoptera; Colletidae. Bases 40 to 1182 code for a protein of 380 amino acids. Gene Ontology annotation, biological process: sensory perception of smell; detection of chemical stimulus involved in sensory perception of smell.